AUGCAGAUCAAGGCCGUUGUUCUCUUUCUCACAGCCACGCUGCUUGGCUCUGCGAGUGCCUUCUGCAGCAAAGAUGACUGUUGUUUCAAGGACAACGUGGCUCGCGAUAAGCACAACGGCGAUGCUUUUUACUGCCUGAACGUCAUGCACGGAGGACCUUGCCAUGCAGACUGCUGUACUCUUGAUGGAUAUGGACGCUCCUGCUAA
Colletotrichum abscissum is the source of this 207-nucleotide messenger RNA. RefSeq lists its product as uncharacterized. NCBI's taxonomy places the organism in Eukaryota, Fungi, Ascomycota, Sordariomycetes, Glomerellales, Glomerellaceae. The record is from RefSeq and is a predicted model, not a curated record. The transcript has 3 exons. Bases 1 to 207 code for a protein of 68 amino acids.